AGUGGCUGGGCUCGGAGUUGCUUGGCUGUGCGGGGAGAACUUGAGCAGUGAGUUCGUGAGGUGAACUCGCCUCAGACACAGACUCCACAUGUAUUAGUGGCCGCGGUACUCCGCUCGCACUUGGUGCCCGCUUUAUUAGCGUUAUGGCUGCUAACGAGGACCAGGAGAUGGAGCUGGAAGCUCUGCGCUCUAUAUAUGAAGGCGAUGAUUGUUUUAAAGAAAUAGGGCCUUCAGCGUUCCAGUAUAGGGUUGGUGAUAUUGGUGACAGCAAAGCCUUCCUUAUAGAUAUAUCCUGGCCAGAAACCUACCCAGAAUCUGCCCCAGUCAUAUCUAUGAAUGCAUUUUUUAACAAUCAAAUCUCCCCUUCUGUGAAGCAGAGCAUAUUAAAUAGGUUGCAAGAGCAAGUGGAACAAAAUCUUGGCACAGCAAUGACAUACACCUUGUUUGAAUAUGCCAAAGACAAUAAAGAAGAUUUAAUGGAAAACCACCAGCCAUUCAACAAUGCUAUAACACUAGCAGGAAAUGAAAGCACAGCAGAACAUGUUAAUGCACCAAGUAAGAAGAAAGAGAAAAAGGAGCAACUGACAAAAGCGCAAAAGAAAAAAUUAGCAGACAAGACAGACUAUAAAGGCGAGCUCCCUCGUGGGUGGAACUGGGUGGAUGUUAUUAAGGUAAAGCUAUUCAGUAAUUCCUACUUGGCGACGGAGGACUUUAUUCACUACACGUUGAUAACAAGAAAGAUUUCGUGGCACAGACUUUAAUAUGUAUUAAGAUCA
This is a messenger RNA of Spea bombifrons (plains spadefoot toad), 776 nucleotides long. It is a transcript of the gene RWDD4, whose product is annotated as RWD domain containing 4. NCBI's taxonomy places the organism in Eukaryota, Metazoa, Chordata, Amphibia, Anura, Pelobatidae. The transcript has 6 exons. The coding region runs from base 144 to 761 and encodes 205 amino acids. Gene Ontology annotation, molecular function: protein binding. The record is from RefSeq and is a predicted model, not a curated record.